Phacochoerus africanus (Common warthog) is the source of this 3206-nucleotide messenger RNA. RefSeq names its product SRY-box transcription factor 12 (gene SOX12). Bases 404 to 1342 code for a protein of 312 amino acids. Lineage: Eukaryota; Metazoa; Chordata; Mammalia; Artiodactyla; Suidae. Gene Ontology annotation, biological process: negative regulation of transcription by RNA polymerase II; cell differentiation; positive regulation of transcription by RNA polymerase II. The transcript has a single exon. The record is from RefSeq and is a predicted model, not a curated record. Gene Ontology annotation, molecular function: DNA-binding transcription factor activity, RNA polymerase II-specific; RNA polymerase II cis-regulatory region sequence-specific DNA binding.
GCGCGCGCCGGCGGGGCCGCGCGGGGAGAAAGACACUGGAAGGCAGCCGGGCGGGGAGCAGCGCGCGCGGGCCGCGGCUGAGCAGGCGGCUGCGAGGAGAGCCCGCGGGGGCCUGGGGGUGCAAUUCCUCCACCCCCGCAAAACAAUGUGUGGCGUGCUGCAGGGCGCAACUUGCCGGAGGCGGCGGGGGCGCGCCGAGCCCGCCUGAGACCGCGCCGCUGACCUUCUCCCCCCGCCGUCCGUUGGGCCGGUGCGCCCAGCUCCUAGCUCCCCAGCUCGCGGGGGCCGGGCCGAGCUGCGGGGCGGGGCCGCCCCUCCAUCGCUGCUGCCUCCUCCCCCACCCCCAGCCGCGGAGGAUGCGGACGGCCCCCGGCGGCGUCUAGCGGCCCCGGGCCCAGGCGCGAUGGUGCAGCAGCGGGGCGCGAGGGCCAAGCGGGACGGCGGGCCGCCGCCCCCGGGGCCCGGGCCGGCCGAGGAGGGGGCGCGUGAGCCCGGCUGGUGCAAGACCCCGAGCGGCCACAUUAAGAGACCAAUGAACGCGUUCAUGGUGUGGUCGCAGCACGAACGGCGGAAGAUCAUGGACCAGUGGCCCGACAUGCACAACGCCGAGAUCUCCAAGCGCCUUGGCCGCCGCUGGCAGCUGCUGCAGGACUCGGAGAAGAUCCCGUUCGUGCGGGAGGCGGAGCGGCUGCGCCUCAAGCACAUGGCGGAUUACCCGGACUACAAGUACCGGCCGCGCAAAAAGAGCAAGGGGGCGCCCGCCAAGGCGCGGCCCCGCCCCCCCGGCGGCGGUGGCGGCAGCCGGCUCAAGCCCGGGCCGCAGCUGCCUGGCCGCGGGGGCCGCCGAGCGGCAGGAGGGCCGUUGGGGGGCGGCGCGGCGGCGCCCGAAGACGACGAGGACGACGACGAGGAGCUGCUGGAAGUGCGCCUGGUCGAGACCCCCGGGCGGGAGCUGUGGAGGAUGGUCCCGGCAGGGCGGGCCGCCCGGGGACCCGCGGAGCGUGCCCAAGGGCCGUCGGGCGAGGGGGCGGCUGUCACAGCCGCCUCCCCGACUCCGUCGGAGGACGAGGAGCCGGAGGAAGAGGAGGAGGAGGCGGCAGCAGCGGAGGAAGGCGAAGAGGAGACGGUGGCGUCGGGGGAGGAGCCGCUGGGCUUUCUAUCCAGACUGCCCCCCGGCCCCGCCGGCCUGGACUGCAGCGCCCUGGACCGCGACCCGGACCUGCCGCCCCCCUCGGGCACGUCGCACUUCGAGUUCCCGGACUACUGCACCCCCGAGGUUACCGAGAUGAUCGCAGGGGACUGGCGCCCGUCUAGCAUCGCCGACUUGGUUUUCACCUACUGAGCCCACCGUCAGCGGGGCGCGCACGCCCCCAAACCAGCUGUUUACAUACAGGAAUCAGGUAUUGGGGCCCCUCGGAGGCCGAGGCUGGCACCCCAUUUCCCGCACAGCCUCCCCCCUCCUAGACGUGCCCAUCCCCCCUCAAAUCCAGACAUGCCCCUCCCCCCGCAGACACACCCCAAGGCAGCCCAACCCCCACCCUUUCCCCGACAUCCAAGCCCCUCCCCAUCUUGCCCUCUCCCUCGCAACCACCAGCAGCCGCCCCCCCAUACACCUCGUAUCCUCCCCUAGAGACCUGUACCCCUCCCCCACGUUGCAUAUGCCCCUCCUCAAGGCCGGAGGACACGCCCCUGCCCUUGCUCCGGACUCCCUCCGCGGUCGCCUAGCCCGCCUCCUGUCUUGUUAGGGGGGGCGCUGCAGCUCGGCCGCCCGGCGCCCUCCUCCCUUACCCCCCCGCCCCGUCCCAGGGAGGGGGAGGGGCACACGCCUUUCCCCUCCGGGAGCGCUGGGGCCCGCCCCCUUCUCGCGCAUGCCUAAUACUUCUUGGGAGGAGGGGGCUGGUCCCUGUCGAACUGCACGGCUCUGUCAGCGGCUCCGGGAGGAAGGGGGGGCGGAUAUAGAGCGAUCCUGAUGAGAAACCUUUAGAUCCAGGAGCCACGGCUUCCGUUCAACCCGACGGGGCGUCACUGCCUUAAAUGGGAGGAGCACUCGGAAGGGGGAGAAAGACCAGCCGGCCCUGAAGGGUUGGUUUGGGGCUUGGAACUCUCCCAAGUGGCACGGCCCCUUUUCCCUUACGGGGUCGCCGAGACCCACGUGCACCCCCCCCCCACUACACACACGGACUGCCUGACUGCUUCUACAGCCUAAACUGGUUCUCAGAAACCUCCCUUUCCCCCACUGGGAAGUGGGGGCAGGGUCUGUCUUUGAAAAUGCUUCAGGAGAGAAAACUAAGAACAAAGACACGUAGCAGUUGUUUGGGGACCGGGCCUUUCUACUCCCAGCCCUCCCCAGUUGUCCUAUCACCUCAGGGCACCCUCCCAUCCUGGGCUCCUUCCUAAGCCCACCGCUCCUUCCUAUCAUCAAGGUCCCUCUGCCUCCAGUGAUAGUAUUCAGUGGAAGAAACUGAGACACGUUGGUACUAGGGGGGUGAGACUGAGGCGUGGUGGCAGACGAAGUGGCCAGAAGAGCCCCACUUGUCAGCAGCUGAGAGAGACCAUCAGCUGAGCUAGUGAGACUGAGGGGAGGGUCAGCGUAGUGGUGGGCCUUUUGCGCCCAGCGCUGCUGCAGGAGGAAGCUGUGUCCAGUUCGGUGUGCCCUCGGGAACCGUGCCCCUCACGCCGUUACCCCCUCUUACCCCCACUCCCGGCUCAAGCCCCGCCCCUCCGGCCUCCCCACGCCCCCUUUGCCCUCACUACCUGUAUCUCACCGGCGUGUGUUCACCCUCUCCGGGUGUGCACACACUCUCAUUCACACACACACACAGAUCUCAGGAACAAACGGUCCCAGAGUCCUCCGGGACCCCUGCCCAGGGUCUCUGCAGGUCUCUGCCCCACGCGUUCCCGUCGCUGACAAAGCCACCAGCUGCCUCCUUUAAGCUUGGUGCUCCGGCUCUGGGCCUUUUCGCGCGCGCGCUUUUUUUCUCUCUCUCUUUCUCUCUCUCUCUCUUUUUUUUUUUUUUAAGAAAAACAACAACAAAAAAAAGACAAUGAAAAACCCCAGAAAACGUCAUGUGAGUGAAGAGAUGUCACUGUCUGUGGUCUUGGAGAACUAGUCUCGUAGCUGAGGGGAGGGCUCCCUCUGGUCUGGGGCACUGGCACCCACAGCAGGACUUCUGCCAGGACUGAAUAAAGUGUAUUUGCCCCAUCUC